AAGGUUGAAUUUCCUUUUCAGCGUCCCAAUGGAAGAAACCAUACCAAAUUAAUUAAGCAUGGGCUUGGACGUUACACUUCACUUUUGGAAAAGAAAAAAGCAACGAUGAAAAGACACAACACCAAGCUCUCAUAAUUCUGAUUUAAGAUUGUAUCUUAUCUUCAAUAUCAACAAAAGUCCCACCACUUACGCAAAGGUUGUAUGUCGGUAUACUUUUCAUUAUUAUGCUUUAUUUUACUAUUCAACAACUGUCUUCAUCAAUAGUUUGUCUCCUCCAUUUGAUAUAACGUAUCCAACACCAAUAGUUACUCUCUCUCUUUUUAAUUUGGUGAGGAAUUGUGCUCCUUCCAAUGGAGGAUGAUCGUGAAUGUUUGAAAAUAGUUGAGAUUUGUAGAGUUGCUCCUUUUCCUUCUCUAUGUUCACCUAAAUUUCUUCCUCUCACAAUCUUUGACAUAAUACUCCUUCAAUGUCCUUCCAUAUCUCGCCUUUACUUCUAUCAAAACUCAAUCACUAACAAUAAUAAUGUUCUUCAAAAACUAAAGCACUCACUUUCUCUCAUACUCACUCACUACCUUCCUCUUGCUGGCAACCUAAUUUGGCCCCAAGACUCCCACAAACCCAUCAUCCAAUUCCUCGAAGGCGACACCGUUUCACUUACCGUAGCCGAGUCAUCAUCCGACCACGACUUUCACUAUCUCUCUGGUGAUGGCUUUCGUCUACAAGCCAAAUAUUGCCAUCUUGUACCCGAAUUACCGAUGGUCGACAACCGUGUUGCAGUCAUGGCUCUCCAACUCACCUUUUUCCCAAACAAAGGGUUUUCCAUUGGAAUAACUACUCACCAUGGUGUUGUGGAUGGAAAAACUUCAACUUCCUUUUUCAAAGCAUGGGCUCAUGUUUGCAAUAAUAAUCUUGAUAUCACCCAACCAUCUUCCAUUCCUUUCUAUGAUAGAACCACAAUUCUCAAUUCCACGUCUCAUCUUGAACCAACAAGCUUGAACAAAGACUUAAAUUUACGAUUUUCAUUUCAAACAAAACCCGAUUGGUUUCGAUACACUUUGGAAUUAAGAAGCCAAGACCUUCAAAAACUGAAGAAAUGUUUUGAUGAGUGUUCUAGUUAUAAGGCAACCGUAGCUUACUUAUUAGUGUGUAGUGCAAAGAUGAAGAGUGGUUUAAGAGAUGGAAAAAUAUAUUGCACUUUUCCUGUGGAUUUAAGGUCUCGUGUACAUCCUCCUUUGCCUUCAAACUAUUUCGGGAAUUGCAUAAUUGGUCGUUUGUUUUCGGUUGAGCGAAAGGAGGUUUUGGGUGAGAAUGGAAUGUUGGUUGUUGCCAGAGAGAUUUCAAAGGAAGUACAAAGUUUGGAGGAAGAAGGAAUUGGAAAGGCAGUAGAGAAAAGGAUUUCACAAAGUAAGAUGUCAAAUGAAAAAGAAGAAAGAUAUUGCAUGCCAGGUUCACCUAAGUUUGAGGUUUAUAGUGCUGAUUUUGGUUGGGGAAAGCCUAUAAAGGUAGAACUUAUUUCUAUGGAUUGGAUGCUUCGUCCACUCGCUGAUAGUAAAAAUGGAGAUGGAGGAAUAGAAAUUGGAUUGGUUGGGGAAAGAAAUGAGUUGGAAAUGAUGGUUGCUGUUUUCUCCCAAGGUCUUCAAGCACUUUGAAAUCCUUUCUUUUGGUCCUUAGAUGAAUAUGUUUCAUUAUUCUUAUAAUUUAUCAUUGUUGUAAUUUUAAGGUAAUUUCAGUUUCUGUUUUUUUUUUUCUUUUUUUUUCAUGUAUUCAUCUACAUGUUUAAGUGAACUUGGUUGUUUAUAUUUUC
Messenger RNA from Cucumis melo (muskmelon), 1804 nucleotides. Its product is annotated as malonyl-CoA:anthocyanidin 5-O-glucoside-6''-O-malonyltransferase. The transcript has a single exon. Bases 351 to 1649 code for a protein of 432 amino acids. The record is from RefSeq and is a predicted model, not a curated record. NCBI's taxonomy places the organism in Eukaryota, Viridiplantae, Streptophyta, Magnoliopsida, Cucurbitales, Cucurbitaceae.